Oldenlandia corymbosa var. corymbosa is the source of this 5349-nucleotide messenger RNA. The record is from the annotation of a GenBank genome assembly. NCBI's taxonomy places the organism in Eukaryota, Viridiplantae, Streptophyta, Magnoliopsida, Gentianales, Rubiaceae.
AUGCCCUCUUCCCCCUCCUCCACAAUCUCGCAGCGUUUGAGUGAUCUCAACGCUGUUGUUUGUCAACUCACCGUUCGCGAUUCGUUUACUUCUCUCACAGAUCCGGAGUUUUGUUGUCGGAGUUCCGAUUUGGCCACCAUGGCGGCCGCAAGCGCUCCGAUCACUAUGAAGGAGUCCCUAACGCUGACCAGCAUAGGGAUCAAUCCUCAGUUUAUCACCUUUACAAACGUGACCAUGGAAUCUGAUAAAUACAUCUGUGUACGAGAGACUUCUCCCCAAAACAGCGUCGUAAUUAUCGAUAUGAGUAUGCCAAAUCAACCUCUGAGGAGGCCAAUUACCGCAGAUUCAGCACUUAUGAACCCCAAUACCAGAAUACUAGCUCUAAAAGCUCAACUUCCUGGAACUAAUCAAGAUCACCUACAAAUAUUUAACAUUGAGGCUAAAGCCAAGAUGAAGUCUUAUCAAAUGCCCGAGCAGGUUGUCUUUUGGAAGUGGAUUACACCAAAGAUGUUGGGUUUGGUAACACAAGCAUCUGUAUAUCAUUGGUCUAUUGAGGGUACAAUACACAUUUUCCCUUUUUGUAUGUACAUACUAGGGGAACCAUUUGAUGUUUCACUACUGAAAUUAAUAUAUUUGCACUUCUUUCCAGGUGACUCGGAACCUGUGAAGAUGUUCGAUAGAACCGCUAAUCUAUCAAACAACCAAAUUAUUAACUAUCGUUGUGAUCCCUCGGAAAAAUGGUUGGUUUUGAUUGGAAUAGCUCCUGGUUCUCCUGAGAGGCCUCAACUUGUCAAAGGAAGCAUGCAGCUCUUUUCAGUAGAUCAGCAGCGUAGUCAAGCUCUUGAAGCUCAUGCGGCAUCUUUUGCCUCGUUCAGAGUGGUAGGUAAUGACAAGGACUCUAUCUUGAUAUCGUUUGCAACAAAAACUUCAAAUGCAGGGCAGAUUGUCUCUAAACUUCAUGUUAUUGAGCUUGGGGCCCAACCAGGCAAGCCGUCAUUCACAAAGAAACAAGCAGAUCUUUUCUUUCCCCCAGAUUUUGCAGAUGAUUUCCCAGUAGCAAUGCAGAUUUCCCAGAAAUACAGUUUGAUAUAUGUGAUCACGAAGCUUGGACUCCUCUUUGUUUAUGAUCUGGAAACAGCCACCGCUGUAUAUAGGAAUAGGAUUAGUCCAGAUCCUAUAUUUUUGACCUCGGAAGCUACUUCUGUGGGCGGCUUCUAUGCCAUCAACAGGAGAGGCCAAGUGUUGCUUGCCACUGUGAAUGAGGCAACCAUUGUGCCUUUUGUUAGUGGCCAACUGAAUAACCUGGAGCUAGCUGUCAAUCUAGCUAAAAGAGGGAAUCUUCCUGGAGCCGAGAAUCUGGUUGUCCAACGUUUCCAAGAGCUGUUUGCUCAGACAAAGUACAAGGAGGCUGCCGAGCUUGCCGCUGAAUCUCCUCAGGGGAUCCUCCGUACUCCUGACACUGUUGCUAAAUUUCAGAGUGUACCUGUUCAAGCUGGUCAAACCCCGCCACUACUACAGUAUUUUGGAACAUUGUUAACCCGAGGGAAAUUGAAUGCAUUUGAGUCUUUAGAAUUAUCUCGUUUAGUUGUGAACCAAAACAAAAAGAACCUCCUGGAGAACUGGUUAGCUGAGGAUAAGCUGGAGUGUAGUGAAGAGCUUGGUGACCUUGUCAAGACUGUGGAUAAUGAUCUGGCUCUUAAAAUAUAUAUCAAAGCGAGGGCUACACCAAAAGUCGUUGCUGCUUUUGCUGAGCGCAGGGAAUUUGAUAAAAUCUUGAUAUAUUCCAAGCAGGUCGGCUAUACUCCUGAUUAUCUCUUCCUGCUGCAAACAAUUCUUCGUUCAGACCCUCAGGGAGCUGUCAACUUUGCUCUCAUGAUGUCCCAAAUGGAGGGAGGCUGCCCCGUUGACUACAAUACCAUUACUGAUCUCUUUCUUCAGAGAAACAUGAUCCGGGAGGCAACCGCAUUUUUGUUGGAUGUUCUGAAGCCUAAUUUACCAGAGCAGGCUUAUCUUCAGACUAAGGUACUGGAAAUCAAUCUUGUCACUUUCCCCAAUGUGGCCGAUGCAAUCUUAGCUAAUGGCAUGUUUAGCCAUUAUGACCGACCUCGCAUUGCUCAACUUUGUGAAAAAGCUGGCCUUUACAUUCGAGCCCUUCAGCACUACACCGAGUUGCCAGAUAUCAAGCGUGUAAUUGUGAACACUCAUGCAAUCGAGCCACAGCAACUUGUAGAGUUUUUUGGUACCCUUUCGAAGGAGUGGGCUCUGGAGUGUAUGAAGGACCUUCUUUUAGUUAACUUAAGGGGCAAUCUUCAGAUUAUUGUUCAGGUUGCUAAAGAAUAUUGUGAGCAAUUGGGUGUUGAAGCUUGCAUAAAGCUCUUUGAGCAGUUCAAGUCCUAUGAAGGGUUAUAUUUCUUUUUGGGAUCAUAUUUGAGCUCGAGUGAGGACCCUGAUAUCCAUUUCAAGUACAUCGAAGCAGCUGCUAAGACUGGUCAAAUUAAGGAGGUUGAACGAGUCACUAGGGAAUCUAACUUCUAUGACCCGGAAAAGACUAAGAAUUUCUUGAUGGAGGCCAAGCUUCCUGAUGCUCGGCCACUGAUUAAUGUUUGCGAUCGUUUUGGUUUUGUUCCUGACCUGACCCACUACUUGUACACCAGUAACAUGCUGCGGUACAUUGAGGGAUAUGUCCAAAAGGUAAAUCCUGGAAAUGCUCCUUUAGUUGUUGGACAGCUGCUUGAUGAUGAAUGCCCUGAAGAUUUCAUUAAAGGCCUCAUUUUAUCUGUUCGUUCACUUCUUCCAGUAGAGCCUCUUGUGGAGGAGUGUGAAAAAAGGAACCGGCUUCGAUUGCUUACCCAAUUUUUGGAGCACCUUGUGAGUGAAGGAAGCCAAGAUGUGCAUGUACAUAAUGCUCUGGGAAAGAUCAUAAUAGAUAGUAACAAUAACCCAGAGCACUUCCUGACUACCAACCCUUACUAUGAUUCACGUGUUGUUGGAAAAUACUGUGAGAAGCGUGAUCCUACUCUUGCUGUUGUGGCCUACAGGAGAGGGCAAUGUGACGAUGAAUUAAUAAAUGUCACGAACAAGAACUCUCUGUUUAAGCUGCAGGCCAGGUAUGUGGUUGAGAGGAUGGAUGGUGAUCUGUGGGAAAAGGUUUUGACCCCGGAGAACGAAUUUAGAAGGCAGCUUAUUGAUCAAGUUGUGUCUACUGCUUUGCCUGAAAGCAAGAGCCCUGAACAAGUUUCUGCAGCUGUUAAGGCUUUUAUGACUGCGGAUCUUCCACAUGAACUUAUUGAGCUCCUUGAAAAGAUCGUACUCCAAAAUUCUGCUUUCAGUGGAAACUUUAAUCUGCAGAAUUUACUGAUUUUAACAGCUAUUAAAGCAGAUCCUUCAAGAGUUAUGGAUUACAUUAACAGACUGGAUAACUUUGAUGGACCUGCUGUUGGGGAAGUAGCUGUUGAAGCAUCGCUUUAUGAAGAAGCCUUUGCAAUUUUUAAGAAAUUCAAUUUGAAUGUUCAAGCUGUAAAUGUGUUAUUGGAUAAUAUCCGAGACAUUAACCGGGCAGUAGAGUUUGCCUUCCGUGUAGAGGAAGAUACUGUAUGGAGUCAGGUCGCUAAGGCUCAGCUCAGGGAAGGAUUAGUUAGUGAUGCAAUUGAGUCUUUCAUCAGGGCAGAUGAUGCAACUGAGUUUUUGGAGGUUAUACGUGCUGCCGAGGAUGCUGAUGUGUACCAUGAUUUGGUGAAGUACUUGUUGAUGGUUAGGCAAAAGGCCAAGGAGCCCAAGGUGGACAGUGAGCUUAUUUAUGCGUAUGCUAAAAUUGACCGACUUGGUGACAUUGAGGAGUUCAUUCUCAUGCCAAAUGUUGCUAAUCUGCCCAAUGUGGGUGACCGCUUGUAUGAUGAGGCUUUAUACGAGGCUGCAAAGAUAAUUUAUGCUUUCAUAUCUAACUGGGCUAAGUUGGCAGUCACACUUGUAAAGUUGAAGCAAUUUCAAGGUGCUGUUGAUGCAGCAAGGAAGGCCAAUAGUUCAAAGACAUGGAAAGAAGUUUGCUUUGCAUGUGUUGAUGCAGAGGAAUUCCGCUUAGCUCAGAUUUGUGGGCUUAAUAUUAUUGUCCAGGUUGAUGAUCUGGAAGAGGUCAGUGAGUAUUACCAGAACAGGGGAUGCUUCAAUGAAUUAAUUUCCCUUAUGGAAAGUGGCUUGGGAUUGGAACGUGCACAUAUGGGCAUAUUUACUGAACUGGGAGUCCUGUAUGCCAGAUAUCGCUAUGAGAAGCUGAUGGAGCAUAUCAAAUUGUUCUCCACACGGCUCAACAUUCCUAAACUCAUCAGAGCUUGUGAUGAGCAACAGCACUGGAAAGAACUCACUUACUUGUAUAUUCAAUAUGAUGAAUUUGAUAAUGCAGCCACCACUGUCAUGAACCAUUCUCCAGAUGCUUGGGAUCAUAUGCAGUUCAAAGAUAUUGUUGUCAAAGUUGCAAACGUGGAGUUAUACUACAAGGCGGUGCACUUCUAUUUACAAGAGCAUCCUGAUUUAAUUAAUGAUCUUCUGAAUGUCCUUGCACUUCGUGUUGAUCACACAAGAGUGGUGGAUAUAAUGAGAAAGGCUGGCCAUCUUCGUCUUGUGAAGCCGUACAUGGUUGCAGUUCAGAGCAAUAAUGUGUCCGCUGUUAAUGAGGCUCUCAAUGAGAUAUAUGUUGAAGAGGAAGACUAUGACAGAUUGCGUGAAUCAAUCGAUUUGCAUGAUAACUUUGAUCAAAUAGGCCUUGCCCAGAAGAUUGAGAAACAUGAGUUGCUUGAAAUGAGACGUGUUGCUGCUUACAUAUACAAGAAAGCUGGACGAUGGAAGCAAUCAAUUGCCCUGUCAAAGAAAGACAAUCUUUACAAAGAUGCAAUGGAGACAGCUUCCCAGUCUGGUGACCGUGAGCUUGCCGAGGAGCUGCUCGUCUAUUUCAUCGAACAGGGAAAGAAGGAGUGCUUUGCUUCAUGCUUGUUCGUUUGUUAUGAUUUGAUCCGGGCAGAUGUUGCUCUUGAGCUGGCUUGGAUGAACAAUAUGAUCGACUUCGCCUUCCCAUAUCUGUUGCAGUUUAUCCGGGAGUACACUGGCAAAGUUGAUGAGCUUAUCAAGGACAAAAUUGAAGCUAUGAAUGAAGUAAAGGCUAAAGAGAAUGAAGAAAAGGAUAUAAUGAAGCAGCAGAAUAUGUAUGCCCAGUUGCUGCCUCUUGCUUUGCCUGCACCACCAAUGCCAGGAAUGGGAGGUGCCGGCAUGGGUGGGGGUUUCGCACCACCGCCACCAAUGGGUGGAAUGGGUAUGCCACCAAUGCCACCAUUUGGCAUGCCACCCAUGGGAUCAUACUGA